AUGGACGAUUUGGAAAAGAAAGUACAGGAAUGGCUUCGAUUGGACAAGAAUCCUGAGACUCGGACAGAAGUGGAAAGGCUCUGGUCCGAGAAGAAUAUCGAUGAGCUGAACCGAAGGAUGAGUACGCGGAUUGAGUUCGGCACCGCAGGUCUGCGGGGUCGUAUGGAAGCAGGAUGGGCUAGAAUGAACGAUUUGACUGUGAUCCAAGCUUCGCAAGGCCUCGCGGAAUACGUCGCAGGGAACGUUAACGACGCGCCUUCGAGAGGUGUCGUGGUCGGCUAUGACCAUCGUUACCACUCGAAGCGUUGGGCUUCCCUUACGGCCGCGAUCUUUGUCCAACGAGGGUUCAAGGCGUAUCUGUACGAUGGAUUCGUCCAUACCCCUCUGGUACCCUUCGGUGUAAAGUACCUGAAUGCUGCGUGUGGUGUCAUGAUUACUGCCAGCCACAAUCCAAAGCAAGAUAACGGCUACAAGGUGUACUGGGAGAACGCAGUCCAGAUUAUCUCACCUCAUGACGAGGGAAUUGCCAAGUCUAUAGACCAGAACCUCGAGCCACGCGCAGAUUCGUGGUCAACGGAUGUUUUGGCGUCUUCUGCGAAUUGCAUUGAUAAAACCAAAGAGGUUCAAGAUGUUUAUUUCGCUUCGCUGCGAUCUCUUGAACAUUUCGCAUCGCUUUCAAACCCAGCAGGCGUUACGCCAAUCAACACAUCUAUGCAUGGAGUCAGCGAUCCGUUUGUUCGACGGGCAUUUGAGACUCUUGGGUAUGAGCCGUUCAAGCCUGUGAAGGAGCAGCAGGUUCCAGAUCCGGAGUUUCCGACUGUCAAGUUCCCUAAUCCUGAGGAGAAAGGAGCUUUGGAUUUGGCGAUUGCGACUGCUGACCGCGAAUCUUCGUCGUACAUCUUGGCACAGGACCCAGAUUCGGACAGGUUUUCUGCUGCAGAGAAACAAGCAUCAGGAAAGUGGCAUAUCUUCACGGGAGACCAGUUGGGCACACUAUUUGCAAGCUACCUGAUCGAGAAGAGAAAGCGGGCUGGAAGAACCCUUGGGAAGAUCGCCAUGGUUGCUUCGACUGUGAGUUCGAAGAUGCUGGAAUCAAUGGCCGAAAUCGAGGGCUUCAAGUUUGUGGAAUGCUUGACUGGCUUCAAAUACAUUGGAAAUACGGCGCUCGAUCUCGUUAGGGAGGGGUAUGAAGUGCCGUUUGGAUACGAGGAGGCUAUUGGGUUUAUGUUUGGGUCUGAGAUUCGGGAUAAAGACGGUGUUGCUGCUACUGUCAUAUUUGUUGACCUCAUUGCUUUCGUGCGCGCACAAGGGCUGACGGUGUUUGAAUACCUCGAUACGCUUUACGCGAAGUAUGGCCACUUCAAGAGCAACAAUGGAUACUUUGUAUGCCAGGAGCCUGCCAAGAUUGACGCCAUUUUCAAUCGUAUCCGUAAUUUUACGGACUCGGAGAAGGAUCGUUCAUUCCCUCCAUCAAUUGCCGGUGUCCCCAUUGUCAGCGUCGUAGACUUGACGCUAGGAUAUGAUAGCAGGAAUCCACCGACAUUCAAGCCCUCUUUGCCGCUUUCGUCUGGGCAUAUGUUGCAAUUUAGAGCCGGGAGGCCGGAGGAUAGCGUCAAGAUCAUCUUGACUACAAGGACGAGUGGAACUGAACCAAAGAUCAAGUUCUAUAUGGAGGGAAGUGGAAAGGACUUGGCCGAAGUUGAGAGGGUGUUGAAGAGUGCCGUUGAUGAGUUGAGCGAAGUAUGGAUGGAGGCCGAGAAGAAUGGCUUGCCUGUUGUUAGACCUUGGUAA
Messenger RNA from Coprinopsis cinerea okayama7#130, 1791 nucleotides. RefSeq names its product phosphoglucomutase 1. The record is from RefSeq and is a predicted model, not a curated record. NCBI's taxonomy places the organism in Eukaryota, Fungi, Basidiomycota, Agaricomycetes, Agaricales, Psathyrellaceae. The coding region runs from base 1 to 1791 and encodes 596 amino acids. Gene Ontology annotation, biological process: purine ribonucleoside salvage; carbohydrate metabolic process. The transcript has 21 exons. Gene Ontology annotation, molecular function: magnesium ion binding; phosphopentomutase activity.